Messenger RNA from Phanerochaete carnosa HHB-10118-sp, 4458 nucleotides. RefSeq lists its product as uncharacterized. Bases 142 to 4458 code for a protein of 1438 amino acids. The record is from RefSeq and is a predicted model, not a curated record. NCBI's taxonomy places the organism in Eukaryota, Fungi, Basidiomycota, Agaricomycetes, Polyporales, Phanerochaetaceae. The transcript has 13 exons.
GAACGCCUCAGCAUCUAGUUCCUGAGGUAUAUCGUGCUGGCCUGUGUGAAAGGCGCUCAGUAAUCGACUGCAAUCCGAGCGUAGCGGAGCGUCAUCUCAACAGGUCGCGGCGGCCAAAGGCUUGCCAUACCUACAUUGCCAAUGUCACACCCAAUAAGAUGGCAACGGGCGUACGACUUCCACCCAAUUGGACAUACGCCGCCGACAUCGCUAGUCCGGGAUAUUCCACCCGAGAAGGACGCAAACAUCCUAAUCCUGCAAUGCAGUGAUCCUCACUAUAUCUUCUACACUCUUUACUCCAGCGGUUCUGAUGACUCAUUAUCCACGCGUAAAUUGGACUUCACCCGCUCCAACGAUGAGCCCGCCAUCCUUGCGAGGAAUAUCUUGCUCUACACCUUGAUUCUACGAGACGACUUUGACAGCAAGAAACAUUUGAUCUGGAAUAUCUUUUACCAUCUACUCCUAGAUGAUGCUUCGCUAUCGCUUCUCAUUGAACAAUGUAGGAAUAUUUCUCUGCUAUCGAGACAAACAGAGGCCUGGGACACCGGAAAGUACGCCGAGUUUAUCAAAAUCGGUACUCAACUCACGCUGCAAGAGCUGCACCACCACUGGAGUUGGUACGCUCGUACGGGUACCUUCAACGACACUCACAAGACAAGGCUCAAGGACAAGCUUUUACGCUACCAGAAGAAACACCAGAAAUACUACCGUGGCUUCGUUAACACGUUCCCGGCACGAGCAACAGGACCGAUGUGGAUGGACGCUGGAGUGAUCAUGAACGAGGCUUACCACCGUUACUGGGAAACUGGGACCACAUAUACCCGCGAGUAUGAUAUCCAGAACGCAGUUUAUGUCAACCCCCUCUUCGCGUACUCCAAUUCUCAGCAAACAUUCGCUACUAACGAUUUCACCGCACCCCUCGCGACAUUCUUGAUGGCAGAUGCGUUCUGCUCACUCCACCCCGCAGACUCUUCCACUUGGCCGAAACCUACUGUCGAUGAUCUGCAUGCUGUUGCACGAUCGCAAUUCUACACGUGGUGCCUCUGUUUCCGCUCCUGUGUACAGUCACGUAAGGUCAUUCUUCGUCACAUUUACAGCGAUCCCCUGGCGCUUGGGCUGACUCUGCAAGAAUAUGCGCGCUCUAAACGCACCUCGAUAGCAUGUCGCGUAAAGCCAUGGCGGGCGGCGUUUCUAGUCCUGGACGGCGAUGGUUUUUGCGCAGAUACUAGUAAACCAUCCGCCCUGUUAUAUUUCGACGUGAUAGACACCGCGAACCUAAGCGAUACUCAAGGCAUACUUAACGUACUCGUCGCCUGCAUACCCGUCCUCAAGACUACGGCAUGGGCAACUCUGUAUACGGAAACUCAGGACGUAUAUGGCGAUGAUCCCGUCACGGAUUCACUGGUCCAACUCUGUGGUGACCUCGGUACCAUGUCCCUCUUUCUCGACCUAGCACCAAUAUCCUAUCUGUCCAAGUUUCGAAGCGAGGCCAACAUCGAAGAACUAACCUCGCGCCAGCUGAUUCUCAGUGUCAAGGGGUUCGUAGAAAGACUCACCUGGCGACGACCGUCGUGUCUCGAGACGAACGACAGGACCUUGGUUGUUACAGCUCCCCAGAUGGAGGACUUCCUGUACAACCUCUGCCUCCAGAUGUUCCAGCGCGAGGCUGUUAGUCCAGACGACGAGACAGAGGGCUCAGAGCAUGAACGUAGUCGGGCGCACUACUGCCGCCGCUCCUUCGCGCUGCUCGUCCGCCACCUAGCAAGCCGGGUCUCGACCGACUGGGCCGCGGUAGUCGAGAACCUCGGGGACCGCAUGAACAUGUCCUACGAUCUCAUGAUUGCUAGAGUCAGCCUCUUCGACUAUGCAUGUCAGUUUUACCAAACGGGCGUCCACUCAGAGCUACACUACCGGCUCGGGAACGUGAUGCACCUUGAGAGUAGGCUGUACAGCCGGCUCCGCGAGUGGAGAGACAUUCCGCCAGUGGUGUGGCUCGCGUUCCCUGUCCCGCGCGCGACGCUCCGGGUGCUAGAUGAGAAGGAUGCGCCGCACAACCCACCAAUCUCCGUCGGCGUCGGCUCGGAGGUUAGCGACGAGUCAUAUCAUUUCCCGAGCUUUGAACCUUUCUUCGGCUCGUUGACCAUCGAAAGCCACGCCGACCGUGCACGGGCAUAUAUCACUGAAGAUACGCAGGGGCGGCGUGGGGACUCGCCGCUUAUCGUCACAUUCUGCAUGCCAACGCAUCUGCUCGCGCGCCCAGCGGGCAUGGAGAUGUCGGUGCGUCUGCUUGUGCUCAAGACGCCUGAGACGACCAAGUUCUACGCCAAAUACGGUAACGUCGGUCGCUUCUUCGAACUCUCUACAACGGACCCGCGCGUGCACGUCCUCACGCAGCCACCCACCCUUCGCAGGGACGCGAAGGUUGAGCCGCUUAUUAACUCCCCCAUCUUUCGUGCGGUUUCUGUCCCGGACUCGGUUCACAUCGGCUUUGACAACAAAAAAGAGAAGGUGGCAACGAUGACCGUGCGUACCACGUUCGAGGAUCCUGAGAUCAAAGCCGCGCUUACGGACAAGGUGGCGACCCCAGUCGACUUCGAACAUACAUGCUAUUGCGUUGUGCGAGUUAAACUUGGCUCUCGCUUUCAUCGAGACGUGCUGUUCCCAUACCCAAUCGACGGAACGAAAGUCAGGAUCCGACUCUCUCGUCGCGAGUCAUGGGUCGAAGCCAUUGCUGUCCCGUCACCGUUAGGAAAGUCCUCCGUCGAGCUACCCAAGCACUGUUUCCCAAUGAUCGCCGACGCCAGCGGAAGUGUGCCUUGGAACUUACACCGUAUCUUAUUGGGCCGCCUGCCCCAGUUGUCAACAAAGAGCGUUAACAUGCUCCGCUGGGUACACCGACACGUCGACUUUGCCUUCUCCAGACAGGAGAACCAGGCGCGAAGCGAUCCAUUGGCUAAUAAAGACACGCUCACCUUAAUCAAGAGCACGAUAUCUUCCAUAUUUAAAAACUUCCUUGGCUCGAGGGACACGCCCGGGCGGAGUACGAUUAUGCUCGCACGCCAGGACGGCAGCCUCGACUUCAUGCUCUUUGUGGCCGGCCUGCGUCUCGACGCUGCUGCACACACUGUUGUGCUUGAUAGCUUCAUCCCGCACGCGUCUACAGAUGCCCUUCGCCGGCUCACCAAUAGCCUAUGCUCAAAGGCAGCACGCAUCACACUCUUCAAUGAAGAAUCUCGUGUGUGGAGGCGGCUCCUGCUUGUGCUGGCUGAGCGCUGCAGAGAGUGGCGACACGCGCCCGAGUGUCGGUAUCUCUCUACCACGGCAGGCGAAGCACCGCUCCCGCUGGACGAGUGGCCGCUCUGUGAGUGUGGGCAGGGCAGAGAUAUAGAUGCCCUCAGGCGCAAGAAGGACUGGGCUCCCUUUGCGCCUUACACGACACGUGUGGCGGUGAGUCAGCUCUUCGCGGUGUCAUAUCUCGAGGUUAUGUGCGGCAACGUCUUGCAUGACAAGAUGAUCAUCUUCGACGAGCAUAAUGUUCCCGUGGGGAACAUGAGGCUGCUCUUAGAUGAGGGAGGUAGGGACGGCAAGGACGACUGGGAUACGUACUGCCUCAUCAUCUAUGAAUUCUUGAUCACCGUCAACGACGAGAUCAACAUCGUCUGGAAGAGGUCCAUCACUGUGUCCGCUGUUCUCCUUGGCUCGGUGCGAUGCUGUCUACCGCUUAAUAUUGUGAACUGGAUAAUCUUCCUCACUGGAUUCGUCCAGAUCUCACUCUUCUCCGCUCUGCGCGUCUUCGCGAUUUGGAACAGGAGCUAUAUUUGGUCGCUUGUAGUGUUUGCACUAAGCAUGGCGCCGUUCGUGACGAACCUAAUUGAAGCGACGGUGUCGAAGUAUAGUUCCACCACGGAGCCAUUCUUUGGUGUGGUAUGCAUCCAGAAGACGCCAUUCUCCGUGCAGAAGACAAUCGUGUACAUCACCCGCAGUUCACCACUCGUCGCCGAUACGGUAGUGCUCAUCCUGACGUGGAUCAAGACCUUCGGGCACUGGAGGAGCGCUCGCAGUGUCAACAUCAGGGUGCCGCUAACGACGUGUCUGCUGCGAGACGGAACGCUCUAUUUUAUGUCGCUGCUAGCGAUUAAUAUCGCUCAGCUGCUGACCUACAACUUCCCUGCGGGCACGUCAGCCGUGUCCGCGUUUAUAACGAUCCUGCCUCUGCUGCUCGUCAAUCGCUUCAUGAUCAACCUACGCACGGUCAACUCGGAGGCGCCGGACUACUCGCUAUGCGUCGGUGAUCAGCAGCAAGGACCGCCGACAUUGCAAGUCAGAGGCCCAGUGAAUCGAUUGGGUAAUAUUGGGGGGACGCUGCAGGAUGGCUUGGAAGACGAGCCCUGGGUCCAGGAGGAUAGCUCCGCAGGGGUGGACGAGGUGGGCCCUCGUCAGACUAGCGCGGAAGCGUGA